This is a messenger RNA of Daucus carota subsp. sativus, 2121 nucleotides long. RefSeq lists its product as uncharacterized. Bases 129 to 1514 code for a protein of 461 amino acids. The record is from RefSeq and is a predicted model, not a curated record. The transcript has 9 exons. Lineage: Eukaryota; Viridiplantae; Streptophyta; Magnoliopsida; Apiales; Apiaceae.
CAAUUGACCCCGUUUACAAAACAUCAUGAACAUUUAUAAACCCUGAACACGGAUAAGGAAACACACACUCAGCACUCACUGCCCAGGUUACCAUUUUUGUAUUGUCCAGAAAACAAAUUAGCAGCGAGAUGAUACUAACAAUCCAGCCCCUAAAACUCACAAAACCCAGCCCCUCCCCGUUCCAUUCUAUCAGAACCGCUAUAUUCUGCGAGAAAAAAGCUCCUUUUCGCAGAAGAAAGUACAAUUCUUCCAGGAGGUCUGUUCUGAAGAAAACAUUCAUACAAGAACAGGUUAAGUUCACGGCCCCUGUUUCUGAUGACCCUGUUGUCGCUAUUAUUGGGGGCGGCAUGUCCGGUCUUCUUUGUGCUCUCUUUUUGGAGAAGAGGGGAGUUCGCUCCACUGUUUUCGAUACGGGUGUUCAUGGGUUAGGUGGAAGAAUGGGGACAAGGAUUAUUGAUCCUUCCCCUCUAGUAUUUGAUCACGGGGCUCAAUUCUUUACAGCCAGUGACCCUGUAUUUGCCGAGCUAGUUCAUGACUGGUCUUUGAAAGGUCUGGUCCAGGAGUGGAUGGGCACAAUAGGAGAGCUUGAACUAGGUGGUCAAUUUACACCACUUUCUUCUUCCUCUUCAAGAUACGUGGGUGUCAAUGGGAUGCGCCCACUUGCGGAUUCAAUAUUGUCUCAGACUCACAUGGUUGAUGUGGUGCGGCCUUCUUGGAUAAGUAAACUUGAGCCAUUUAACGGAAUGUGGCACUUAAGUGAGAAUGGAAAACCGCGUGGGCAGUUUGAUGCCAUUGUUAUUGCUCAUAAUGGAAAAUGCGCAAAUCGUUUGCUUUCUGCAUCAGGGUUGCCACUUAUUGCAAGACAGAUGAAGAGACUGGAACUAAGUUCUAUAUGGGCUCUUCUAGCAGCAUUUGAUGAUCCUCUUCCGGUUCCAGUUGAUUCAUCUGGUUCCCCAUUUGAAGGUGCUUUCGUGAAAGGAAUUGAUUCCAUCUCAUGGAUGGGAGAUAAUACAAAGAAAAUAUCAAAGGCCAAGGAUGGUGGGCCUUAUUGUUGGACAUUUUUUAGCACAGCAGCUUUUGGGAAGCGAAAUAAAGUUCCCCAGGAAAAUAUCCCAACUGUCACUGCAGAGAGGGUGAAGGAAACAAUGCUUGAGGGUGUCGAAGCUGCACUAGGACUCUCAAAAAGCUCAUUGCAGAGGCCCUGUUACACUCGUCUACAACUUUGGGGUGCAGCUCUUCCCACCAAUACACCUGGUAUACCCUGUAUAUUUGAUUCUGAAGGAAGGGCUGGCAUAUGUGGUGAUUGGCUACUGGGUUCUAGUUUGGAGGCCGCAGCCUUGAGUGGCAUAGCUCUUGCUAAUCAGAUUGCUGAUUACUUUACAAGUGGUGGAUCUAGUCCAGAAGAGUUUUCUGUUGGUUUGCACAAUGAGUUUCAACCUCUCGAAGGACAUGAUAUCGGGCAAUUUCCAGGAUUAGAGUCCAAGGAAAAAAUUAUUGAACCUCAGCCAGUGUAGCAUAUCUAAUAUGCCGAAGUAACUGAAUCAUUGCAAGGAGACAAAACAUCAUGAAAUAGUGAUGAUUGCAGAGGCGGUAGGAAAUAUGGCAAUGCUUCGUGGAUUGCUAUCUCUUUUUGGUAGAGUCUGUGGUAUCCAUCUCAGUAUAAUGUCUGACAAAGACCAGCCAAAUUAUUUUUAAAGCUUACAGGCAUCUCCAGGAUAUAGUCCAUGCCUGCCGCUGUUCAUCGUCCUACUUCAUUAAAGUAACUUGCCAUACGAUAAGUGAUGGGCGACUUUGUUAGGCACUAAAAGUGCAUAUAACCUCGUUUAGUAUAUUUUCGCAUCACUCGUGUCUUCUUCAGGUGAAGUGCAUAAGAUUUAAGUUGAAGUUGCAAAAUCUCAUCUAGCUAGAUGAUGGAUGACAAUAGUAUGGCUGGAUUUGCGGUUUAUAUAGAAGCUUGUACACCCAUACUGGGUUUUUUUUAGACUUGUAGUGGCCGUUGCCUUGGACGCCCAGGUGCGAAAAUAUAUUAGCUACAGUAUGAACAUUGUUUUCAUUUGUUACCUUUGUUAAAUUGUUUUCCAUUGCAGUGAAUUUGGUACUGGAAAUUUGGUACUGUUGGAA